CACUAGGGCAGUAGUGUUGGGUGGUGACUUCAACUGCCCCAUUGAGGUGGACGGGCGCAGUUCUGGCACAUCCGCCAACCUGGACGUGACGUCUAAACUGCUGAUUGAGAUGGUGACGGAGGCAUCCUUGCAGGACGUUGUUGGGUCCAUCGGGAACGGCUCCGUAAACUAUACGUGGAGCCGCCCCGAUGGCUCGCUCCGUUCUCGGAUAGACUUCAUCUUCACUUCGAGAGCAGUCAGAAAGGUGUCGUACUCUAUGGUCCCCUGCUUCUUCUCUGACCACAGGGCCAUUCGAUUCCGGGGGACUCUGGGCCAUGGAUUCCCACCUGGCCCAGGCUCCUGGAAGUUGAAUUGUGCCCUGUUGGAGCAGAGGGAGGUCAUGGAGGAACUUAGGGAUGCGUACCUUGUAUGGCGAAAUGACAAAUGUCUGUUCAAGUGCAUCAGCGAUUGGUGGGAAUAUGUUAAAGUCGAAUUCCGUUGUUUCUUUCAGGCAAAAGGCAGACAACAGGCGUGUGCGAAGAAGUGGGACUUCAGGAAACUGCAGCGCGAGCUGCGGUCCCUGCAGGACCUGCUCCAGUGUGGCUGGGACGUCAGGGAGGAGCUGGAGGAGACCAAAAAGAGCUUGAAAAGGCACUUUGAGGAGGAAUCCAAGCGAAUCGUCUUUCGUUCCAAGGUGGAGAACCUGGAGAAGGAGCUCUUCGCUGAGACUAUCCGGCAGAAUGGAGAGAUCAGAGGGAUCACCGCACCAGGACCAGAUCGCCACGAGGUCAAGUGCUCGCUCUACAUGGACGACGUGAUCGUCUUCUGCGCUGACCAGCGUUCGGUGACUGCACUCGUCCAGACCUGCGAGGACUUCGGCAGAGCUUCGGGGGCAAAAGUCAACUGCGGGAAGUCGGAGGCCAUGCUCUUCGGGGAAUGGCACCUGGCUUCUUCCGCCCCCUUCCCCUUUACUGUUAAGCCGGACUUCAUUCAAAUUCUUGGAGUCUGGUUCGGGAAGGAAGGAGCGGCCCUUAAGUCUUGGCAAGACCGACUAGGAAGGAUAAACUCGAAGAUCGGACUGUGGAGCUCCAGAAAGCUCACGAUGGAAGGCAAGGCACUUGUCCUGCGGAGUGAAGUUUUGCCUGUGCUCCAAUAUACCGCACAGGCCUGGCCUCCCCAUACCACCCUCGUCCGUUGA
Molecule: messenger RNA, 1177 nt
Organism: Hyla sarda
Lineage: Eukaryota; Metazoa; Chordata; Amphibia; Anura; Hylidae
Exons: 3
Coding region: 110-1177 (355 amino acids)
Source: RefSeq, a predicted model, not a curated record